AUGUCGGGACAGUUCUUCGCCCGAUGGAUCCAAGCAUAUAGGGAGUGUUGGCUGAACAGUGGGUUGCAGGGCAAUCGACUAAGACCUCUUCUAACCAAGAUGGAUGCGAGAAGGAGUGUAGUGUGUAAAGCUUCCCUCAGUGAGUUUGGGAAAUCGAAACUCUCUUUCCUUUCAAAGACCUCUUGUGAAAAGAAUUGUGAAAAGAAUCAUCCGGACCAGAGGAAUGUCGACCCUUCUCUCAAAUGCAUCGAACCUGCGGCGAUUGUAUGCGCGGUCGGGUCCGUGAUAGGCAGUGAAUUCAGCAUAGCGGACAUUCACAGGUCUGAGUUUGACCAGCAGACUGUGAAUGCCCACUAUGCUGAAUUCCUGCAUCUACGUGACUCUACUGCCUAUCACGGACCCGACCGCGCAUACAAUCUUCGCAGGUUCGAUGCAUUUGAGAGAAGGGUCGACAUUCCUUUGGUCCGGAUGAUUCUUGAAACACAAGAGGUCUUUGAAAGGAAAGAGGGUUUCGAUUUCCCAAACUCACUGAGGGAAGCUUUACACACUACACCCCUUCUCGCAUCCAUCUUGAAGAGGUCUGAGUCGAUUGCCCUGCAACUCACUGUUGCCAGCCAACACUCCCUAUAUGCUCUAUAUGCUGGAUCCAUCGGGCGAAAAACUGUCCCGACAUACCUGUGUGUUGACAGGUUAUGGGACGCUAGUUGA
Striga asiatica is the source of this 708-nucleotide messenger RNA. Lineage: Eukaryota; Viridiplantae; Streptophyta; Magnoliopsida; Lamiales; Orobanchaceae. The record is from the annotation of a GenBank genome assembly.